AUGACUGUAGGAUGCUGCAAUGGUUGUAAAGUUCUGCUAACUGCAAUGCAAACACAGGGAUACUGUGACGGUUAUUCAUCAGAUCAAAUUAUUCUUUCAUCUAAGCCUAGGAAACUUUUGCCAGCUUUAAUCGAUUCUGCAAAUGGGAAUCUGUCAGACAUCCACCGUAAAGAAGAAAGUGCCAUUUUAGUUGAUGAAAGAUAUUUCACUAAUCUAUGGGUGACCCACUUUCUCCCUGUGGUCGACAUUCUUGUGGUUGUUCUGGGUCUUCCCUUAAAUGCUUUGGCGAUUCAUAUUUUUGUGACGAAGACGAAGCUUUGGAAGCCGGCUGUGGUGUAUAUGCUCAAUCUGGCUUUUGCAGAUAUGCUUGUGCUGAGCAUUCUGCCUUUUAAAAUAUCAUACCUUUUUAGUGGACACAACUGGGUCUUUGGGUCUACUAUGUGCCAAUUGGCCACUUCUACUUUCAUCUGCAACAUGUACUGCUCUGUUCUGCUGAUGACAGGGAUCAGCGUCGAUCGUUUCUUGGCUUUGGUUUGCCCCAUGAAGUCUCUGUCCUGGCGCACAGCAAGACGGGCCUCUGUGAUCUGUUUUGCCAUCUGGCUGCUCGCCAUAGGAGGGGCGAGCCCACUGCUGGUCUUUGAGCUCACCGUGUGGAUACCUCAGAUGAACAUUACCACUUGCUUUGAGACGCAAAACAUGUCUGGUUCUGUGGAAUUCUUCAGCUAUUACUUAUUCGUCUUAUCUACUUUCUUCUUUUUCAUCCCGUUAAUAAUCUCUACCGCUUGUUAUAUAUGCAUUAUAAGGCGACUAUUUAUGUCCAGGUUUAUGGUGCAGCGAGGGAGGAAGAGACGUGCAAUCUUCUUGUCCGGCAUUGUCUUGUGCACCUUCUUUCUUUGUUUUGGUCCCGCCAAUAUCCUGCUAUUAAUGCAAUUCUUUUUUCCGUCUGAACAGCUUCAAAGCAUCUUUUUUGCUCACAUGAUCAGCCUUUCCCUGAGUGUCCUCAACUGUUGCCUCGACCCCUUAAUCUACUAUUAUGCCUCUUCAGAAUGCCAGAGGCAGGUCUGGAGUGUUUUGUGCUCCAGAAAGUUGCUUCUGGUUGGAAAAGUUAGUCAAACAAGCAGCAAUAUAGCACCCUCUCCCAAAGGCUUAGACCCUUCCUUUCCCAUUUAG
Molecule: messenger RNA, 1170 nt
Organism: Ahaetulla prasina
Lineage: Eukaryota; Metazoa; Chordata; Lepidosauria; Squamata; Colubridae
Product: proteinase-activated receptor 1-like
Exons: 2
Coding region: 1-1170 (389 amino acids)
Biological process (GO): blood coagulation; positive regulation of blood coagulation; phospholipase C-activating G protein-coupled receptor signaling pathway
Cellular component (GO): membrane
Molecular function (GO): thrombin-activated receptor activity
Source: RefSeq, a predicted model, not a curated record